Penicillium riverlandense is the source of this 6417-nucleotide messenger RNA. Its product is annotated as putative ubiquitin-specific protease UBP12. The record is from RefSeq and is a predicted model, not a curated record. NCBI's taxonomy places the organism in Eukaryota, Fungi, Ascomycota, Eurotiomycetes, Eurotiales, Aspergillaceae. Gene Ontology annotation, biological process: protein deubiquitination. Gene Ontology annotation, molecular function: cysteine-type deubiquitinase activity. The coding region runs from base 1 to 6417 and encodes 2138 amino acids. The transcript has 5 exons.
AUGGCGUACACACAGGAGAGACUGGCGCAGGCCUGCCAGCUUUUCCCACGAACGGCGAGCAAAAUCGUCUUCGAGGAUGUAUCCCGCCCCGUCUACAACCUGAGAAAGCGAGAUAAGCAUGUUCUCUCUUCGUGGAUCGAUGAUGACGACAAGGACGAGGAUUCUACUCCUCGGGGUCGCCUGCUUCUCCCAAAGCGCAAGCCAGCGAGAAGUCGCAGCCGACCUGUUAAACGAGCGAGAAGCCUGCCACCCACCUCCAUGGUCACACUUCGAUUGGGCUCUAACUCUGGCAAGGCGCUACUGUCAUCGAUUGUAAGCUCUCAGCACGACGUGCAGCCUAACACAUGGGAAGAAUACCAGACCGUCAACGUCCUUGAAGACACCCACCUUACUGCCUCACGCUAUGCUCUCAGAGUUCAUAAGAGAACUACCACGAGCGUGGGUGAUGAGCUCGACGACGAUGAUGACGUGACGGCGGAAGUCCUCAUGCCAGCUGCGAACGACUUGGGGAACUUUGGAGCUGAGGCCCCCGCUGGAAAACCAUGUGUUCCAUGCCAAGAUCUGGACGUGGAUUGCUCCCUGAUCAAGAAGCCGCUGUUAUACCCUUGCAACAGCUGCAAGGUCGACGGUUUGGAGUGCGAAUUGACAACCGCGCCUCGCUGGAAGCGAGAUUGCGAGAAGUGCAAGAGUCACCAUGGUGGCCCCAAAUGCUCGUACAUCUUUGCCGACUAUGAUCAUAGUCUGCCGUGCACUUAUUGUAACGAGCGAGGAUUCAAGUGCAUUGCUGGACCAGCUGUCAGGCCUCCUGUCCGUCUCAUGGCCGACGUUGACAACGACUACUGCAAAGAUGCCCAGCUAGCGAAGUAUGAUGCCAGUUACCCCGUUGACGAUGGAGACCAGAGCAGUGUCUCAUCAGAAAUCCAUGGCGUGGAGAAUACUGAAGACGAUCCUACGACCACGUUGGCGGGGGGCACAAUCCAGAGGGACAACAUCUCCAUGCCCUUUGGGCCUGAGCCCACCGAAUACGACCCAGACAUCUUGAAUCCUGAAACCACGGUAAAUGUUGGCGAGGCAUCGAAUGCUUCCGGCUUCCUCUCUGCUGAGGCAACCGAUUAUGAUUUGGAUCUUCUUGAUCCUCCGCCAAACAUAGGAAUUGACGAGGGCAACAACACUCCCUUCUCUAUGGUAUCCAUUGAGCAUCUCUCGAACGCCUUCACCGACAGGGAAGUUACGCGCCAGUAUCGGGUAACAACAUACUUUGCCCACCCCAUGGAAUUCUUGUACGAGGCUCCCGAUGAUGGGACUCGCCCUUGCCACUGGUGCAACAACUAUGCGUACGGGCUCAAGGGACUUGGCAAGCGAUGCGUUGAAAUCGCGGACUUUGGCGGUGGCCAGUGGAUUGAACUGGGAGAUGGCCACCAGCUGGAUGGAAAUGAACCCAGCCGCAUGUGUGUUGAGUGCGUCUUUGCCCGAAUCCGGAUCCUUCAGUGCCUUAAGCACAAGGGCAGAAAACUUCCUCUGGAGAUUGUCAACAGCUCGGUCGACAAGCACGCAGCGCUUGAUGCCCUCCUCCGGGCAGAGAGGCACCUCGUCACCGCGGACACCAUGGUUGCCGGACCAUCGGUCCCCGGGCCCGAGCAGCCGUGGUGCUCGCUGUGCCUCGAGCCGGCCACCCACUGCUGCGGCGCUCAUCAGGACGACCCCACGCCAUCCUCGAUCGGAGUCGGAUGUGGGCUGACGCUCUGCGCAAAGUGUCUUGAUCGGUACAUGUACCAUGGCACCAUCGAAGCCGUCGUGGAGCAGAAUCGCACCAUCCCCUUCGCCAACACCGAGACACGCGCCGAUGUGGAACUGAUCUUGAAGCGGCCUGACAACCUCAUUUGGCUCACUGUCACGACGUCUUCCACAAAGCGCCGAAAAGUUUCCCCAGAGCCUCGCAGCAGCCCAGGAGAGGCCCGACGUCACGGCCACUCUGAGCCUCCCUCCUCCGCCUUGCCCCCAGACCGUCGCUCUUCAUCUACUUCCAACUCCCGGAGCAAGAGCUCAUCGCUCUCGCCGCCCCGUUACGUGCCGGCUCAUCUCCAGUUCCCCGUCCCUGGUACUCGCCCCCAGUCCGGUGGCCGCUCGCCGACCCCCGCGACCGCAUACGCUGGCCUCUCCCUAUCGAGCGAUUACUCCGUGAUGCCGUCCGACCACCGUGACGGCACUCCUCCGACAAAUGGCGACCGUCGGUCGCCCUCGCCGGGUGUCAAACGACCUGCCUCCGAGAUUGCGGAUUCGGACCCCGAGGGCGGCGUCAGCACAUCUAUCGGGGGUGGUGACGCGCACGAUUCAGGCAACCUGACCGGUCCGGAAGACGACAACAUCUAUCCCACUCCGUCCAGCAGCGCGCCCAACUCCAGCCAAGAGCACUCCAAGUCCGCGACCCAAUCGCACGAUGUUCCUUCGAUCGAUGACCAGCUGGCCCAAGUGACUAGCCUGGUGAUGCAGCCUCUGGAAGAUGGGCAGAAAGGCUAUGUGAUCUCCAUGACAUGGAUGAAGAAGGUAUUCGCGCGGAGCUCGACACAAGCCGACAGAGCAGACAAGGAAUCUCUCGAAAGCGAGCUGGGACCGGUGGACAACUCGGACAUCGUUCUGGAUACCGACCCGGAGACCAGUGGUUUCAGAGACGAGGCGAACGAGCCUUAUGUACCGUUACGGCCUGGUCUCCAGAUCAGCGAGGAUUUUGAGCUUGUGCCGCAGGCAGGUUGGGACUUGAUCAUGAAGUGGUAUGGGCUCGCGGACCAGUCGCCCGUCAUCGUUCGCUACGCACACAACACCAACCCAGCUGGCGACAUGGAGAAUAUCAUUUAUGAACUGCACCCGCCUAUUUUCACCUUUUUCAAGCUGUUGAAUCCGUCCGCCGGCAUCCGCCAGAUGUCCUUCCAGAAGUGGUUGACGGUGGCGAAGCAGCUGGCUGGAAUUGACAUGAACACCAAGGUUCGAGUGUGGAAGAUUCUUGGUGGCCUGCAAAGCACCAACCCAUCCGCAUCAGCCACCCCUGCAGUUUCCCGCGCUGCGUCGCCAGCACCGGCAGCAGGCCUGAUUCCUGGCCACAAGACUCUCAUCGUCGAUCUGAACGCUUUUCUGGCUUUGUCUGAAGGCAGUCAGCGGGUGCUACUUGAAGGCGUCAAAGAUCAGACUGCCAACCCCAACUACAAUGGUCGAAUGAGUUUGGACGUCGCUGGUCUUGCGGGCACCGACACUGUUGUCCUCGAAGAGCAGGUUGGCGGACCGAAAGGCGGAGAAUGGGUGUCGGAGGCCUCGGCGCAGACGCUCAAGCGCUUGGGCAUUCCCGCGGUCCAUUCCAAGAAGGAGAUAUCCACCCAGUUUGCCAACAAAAGCCCGACUCCUAGCGGCCGAUCCACACCGGCUCCCGAGAACAGAGGUCGACGUGGUCGAGAUAUGGGUUUGACCGGCUUCGAGAACCUGGGCAACACAUGCUAUCAAAAUGCGGCGACUCAAUGUGUCCGAGCCGUUGAGGAAUUGACCUACUAUUUUCUCAGCGAAUCUCACAAAAAGGACCUGAACCCGGACAACCCGCUUGCCUACAACGGUGCAAUCGCCAAAUCGUAUGCUGGUCUGCUGCGUGAUGUCUACCGUGAACCUGUGCCAUCCAAUGUCAGCCCCGGGUAUUUUCGUCGCACAAUUGGAAAAUACAACCCGGCAAUGUCUGGCUUCGAGCAGCACGAUAGUCAGGAGUUUCUUAUGUUCCUUCUGGACGGUCUUUCUGAGGAUUUGAACCGAAUCAAAAAGAAGCCGUAUAUUGAAAAGCCUGAUUCGACGGACGAGAUGGUUCACGACCGCGAAGCACUGGAGAAGUUCGCAACCAAGUCCUGGGAUAUCUACAAGGCCCGCAAUGACUCUGUCAUCACUGAUCUUUUUGCUGGAAUGUACAAAUCGACUCUUGUUUGCCCGGAGUGCGACAAGGUCAGCAUCAUCUUUGAUCCAUUCAGCAGCCUUACCUUGCCUAUCCCGAUGGAGGAGCCUUUCGCGCGGGAGAUCAUCUACGUUGGCUUUGGGCGCAAGCCGCUGAGGGUUACCGCGGAGGUUGAUCGAACGGCCAGCUUGAGAAUGUGGAAAGAGGCGGUUGCCAAGAAGAUGGACAGUGAUGCCGAUCGAAUCGUCGUGUCCGAGGUUUACCACAGCACGUUCUUCAAGCAUUUUGACAGUGACCACCAACCCAUUCAAGAGAUGCGCCUCUCGGCUCACGAUGUCAUUGUCUUUUACGAGGUCGAAGCAACUCCCACCUCGGCGACGAAAGAGGGGAUCUUGCGCGGAUCCACGAAGUUCAACUCGCCCGAAGCUGAUAGCACUCUCGUCCCCGUCUUCAACCGACGGAGGAUCAAAAACAAAAACGAGACCGAGUACGACGUCUUUGGAAACCCGUCUUUCAUCGUUGUCAAUCGCGAAGAAGCUCAGGAUUUCGGUGCCAUCUUCCACAAGCUUCUGAACGUUGCUGCAAGCAUGACGACCCGCGAUAUUCUCAGCGAGAGCCAGAAUGGGCUCGUCCGGUCGGCCCAAAGCUCCGAGGACUCGGACACUGUUCUGAUGGAUGAAGAUGAUGCGGAGUCCGCCGACUCCACAAUCAAAACUUCCUCCGUCGAAGACGAGGACAGCAUUGUUGACAUUUCGAUGCAUGAUGCUCCACAGUCCUCGCCCACACCCACUCAGGACAGAGAUGCGGAUGAGCCAUCUCCGGCUCACCCGUUGGCUGGCACAAUCGCCCCAGCGCUGCUCAGCCUCUUCGACGCCAAGGUCAUGAAGACUAGGGAAAUUCUUCCCAAGGGCCGGUCGAUUGAUCAGUCUAAGGACUAUCCCCUGAUCUCCAGUCUGAUCAAGCCUGCGUCCGCCCCGAAGAAAGAUUUGGAUGGGGUGUCUGAAAGCCCGGAAGAAGACAAGAGCGAUGCAAGCAGCGAGACCGACGGCUCUGAUAUUGAUGUUGAAUCCAACACCAACGGUGCCGAUGAUGACUCGGAACAUCGUGAAUGGCCUCUCAUCCGCCCGGGUGAUGCCAUCUUGCUUGACUGGAAUGACGACGCCUAUGAUGCGCUAUUUUGUGGCAAUCAACGGGAUGAUAGCGAGCUCCGAGGCGCAGGUACAUGGCAGAAUAUUGAAGUCUUCUAUGACCGCGAGCUUAUCCAGCGUCGUGCGCAGCGGGAAGAGCGCAAGGCCCGGGGCAUCACUCUUGACGAGUGCUUGGAUGAAUUCAGCAAGGAAGAGAUUCUGUCCCAAAGCGAUGCUUGGUAUUGCCCCCGUUGCAAGGAGCACCGCCAAGCUCGCAAGAAGUUCGAGUUAUGGAAGGCCCCCGAUAUCAUGGUAAUUCAUCUCAAGCGCUUCGGCGCCCCGGUCCGUGGCAUGCGCAUGAAGCUUGACACCCUUGUCAAAUUUCCCUUGGAAAACCUGGAUAUGACCGGCCGCGUGCAAGGCCCUGACGACGGCAACGGCUUGGUCUAUGACUUGAUCGGCGUGGACAAUCACUCUGGCACUAUGGCCGGCGGGCACUACACUGCGUAUGCAAAGAACUUUGUCGAGGACAAGUGGUGCAGUUUCAAUGACUCCCACGCCACCGUUAUGACAAACCCACAGCAAGCUGUUGGUUCUCGGGCGUAUCUACUAUUCUACCGGCGUCGGUCCAACCGUCCUCUUGGUGGCCCUAAACUCCAAAAGAUCGUUGACAACUAUAAGCGUGGUUCCGAGGAAGGCGAGCACGACACUGACUCGCGUGGCCAGUCACCUUCGGGGGAAGGUCAGUGCCUCGGCGGCUCCUCCCGCAAUGGGUCGUCGAGCGCCUUGAUCGGAGCCGGAGCAGCUCACCAAGCGGGAGAUGGUGGUUUGCGAACCGGUCCUCUGGCGACGAAGGAGGGUGAGGAUGAUUCGCCUCCCCGGUACGGAGCACACGACGAUGACGACCUCGCAGACAGCGAGUCCGAAAGUGGACAAACCGGCCGACUGGAAGGUAUGCAAUUCACUGGCAAUGAUUUCGAGCUCGACGAGGAGAGAUGCUACCCGCUGAACAUCAACGAGGACCCCUCCUGGUCCUUCAAGCGAGUGCCCGAAGCUCACGACCUCGAACAGAUGACAGCCCAUCCUCCGGGAUCUUUCUCUAACGGCAUCCGCGAUGAUGACGAUCUUUUUGACGACAAUGAUAGCACUGUGGCCGUGGGCGACGGCGACUUGGAUGAUCUUGAUGCCCGUCUGCUCGAUCUGAAAGACUCCCCUCCAGCUGGGCGCCCACAGGGUUUCAAGUCCGGUCCAGGUUCCGAGACCGAUCCCUCUUUCGAAGAUAUUCCGCCCUUGAUGGAGGACAAUUCUGAUGAUGAUCUGCCCGUUGUCGAGCUGCGUGUGGGUGAUGAUGACAAGAUGGUCUCCGACUAA